AUGAACGGGAACGGCGGCAACGAGGCGAAGCUGCGUGCCCUUGCGCUCGACGAACCGCAUCACGAACCACCUCGAGAGGACAAGUUGAUUGUCGGGGUCGACUUUGGCACAACCUUUAGUGGUGUAGCGGCUGCCUAUAGUGCGACACCAGAUGAUGUGGAUAUUGUCAAGAGUUGGCCGGGAGGAAAUGGUAUCACGAGUGACAAAUGCCCUACAGAGAUCGCCUAUGGACCUCCCAAGCCCAAUGGAGAAGGCGGCGAUACACACGACAUACGGUGGGGAUUCCAAUUCAAGCCCGAAGACAGCAGGCUUCGCUGUAUCAAGCUCUUCCUGGAUCGCAACCAGACGCUUCCUCAUUUCGUAAGCCCUUUGGACACUGCGGCACAGCUCCGGAAAUGUGGCCGUACCGUUAUGGAUGCUGUUACAGACUAUCUGAAGAAGAUCUACGAUCACACCAUUGAGACAAUGACAAGGCGAUAUGGAGAGGGAUUCAUGAAGUCUACCCGGGUGGAAUUCAUUCUCACCGUGCCUGCUCUUUGGUCAGACGCGGCGAAGAAUGCUACAUUGCAAGCCGCCGAACGAGCGGGAAUGGGAAGCAGGCAUGAGCUAAAGCUUAUAUCGGAACCCGAGGCCGCGGCAGUCUACACCCUCAAGACGAUUCAACCGAGCGGACUCAAAUUGGGUGAAAACUACAUUGUGUGCGACGCCGGUGGUGGUACUGUGGACCUCAUCGCCUACAAGAUUACACAUGUCAACCCCUUGAGGAUCGAGGAGAGUGCCGUAGGGACCGGAGGGCUAUGCGGCUCGGCGUUCCUGAACUAUCGAUUCGAAGAUUGUGUGAGACAGCGGUUGGGUGUCGAUCGGUACAAAGAGAUGCGAGACAAGAAACCGAAGACAUGGAUGAUGGGAUUGAGAUAUUUCGACGAGUUUGUGAAACGUAAUUUCAACGAAGAGGAGCACGAAGAAGUCAACGUUCCCUUUCCCGGGCUACCGGAUGAUGAAGAGGCUGGGCUGGAAAGCGGUUUCAUGGUCCUUGCAGCAGAAGAGGUGAAAACCAUCUUCGAUCCUGUGAUUAACGAAGUCAUCGGCUUGGUGGAAGGACAGGUAGAUGCUGUUCAAAGUAAAGGCGGAAGUGUUUCAGGCAUCAUACUUGUGGGUGGCUUUGGACAAUCGAACUAUUUGUACACGAGGGUGAAGCAACACUUCAACGCUGUACCUCCGCCUGCGUACACCACGAAACCCACACACGAGGCAGCGCAGGCACCACAGCAGAGCGUGGAGGUGCUACAGCCGCUGCAUGCAUGGACUGCAGUCGUGCGCGGCGCCGUGAUUCGAGGCAUAGAAGGUAGUCUGGUGGAGACACGGCGUAGUCGGUGGCACUACGGCACAAGCUACGCUACGGUCUUUGACGAAACCAAACAUCCCAUCAGUGAUCGCUAUUGGAGUCCACUCUGGGAGCGGUGGAUGGUGAGCGAUCGAAUGCAGUGGCAUGUCAACAAGGGAACACCCAUUUCUGCCGAUCAGCCUAUAUCGUUCCAUUACACCCGCAACUUUCGCCCGGGCCAAUCUCUUUGCGUUGAAGAUGAAUUGAUCGGCUGCGAGAGCGAUCAUGCGCCAGACGCCUACACCAAAGAUCUCGUCAGCGUUUGUACCCUCACUACAGAUCUCAACGCUGUCCCCAAAGCCUUGUUCACUCGCUUGACAACGACCAAAGGGAUUGAGUUUGAUAAUCUGGACUUUGAGAUUUCCAUGCGAAUUCAGAGCGCYGGAUUGGUCUUUGAACUUCGGGUGGAUGGCGUACCAUACGGAAGCGUUGAGGCCAAUUUCAAGUGA
This is a messenger RNA of Ramularia collo-cygni, 1833 nucleotides long. Its product is annotated as related to hsp70 protein. The transcript is spliced from 2 exons. Lineage: Eukaryota; Fungi; Ascomycota; Dothideomycetes; Mycosphaerellales; Mycosphaerellaceae. Bases 1 to 1833 code for a protein of 610 amino acids. Gene Ontology annotation, molecular function: ATP binding; ATP-dependent protein folding chaperone. The record is from RefSeq and is a predicted model, not a curated record.